Ylistrum balloti is the source of this 2810-nucleotide messenger RNA. RefSeq names its product actin-related protein 8-like. Gene Ontology annotation, biological process: double-strand break repair; regulation of DNA-templated transcription. Gene Ontology annotation, cellular component: Ino80 complex. The record is from RefSeq and is a predicted model, not a curated record. The transcript is spliced from 12 exons. Lineage: Eukaryota; Metazoa; Mollusca; Bivalvia; Pectinida; Pectinidae. Bases 32 to 1831 code for a protein of 599 amino acids.
UUUGAUUAAAUGAAGAAUAAACGCAAAUAAAAUGCCAACUCCUGCUGCAAAACGACUUUACACACAGGCACCAGAUCCUGCUUCAGAGCCUGUGCAAACAGCAACCAUUGUUGUUAUUCAACCGGGGUCUUACAACUUAAGAAUUGGUAGAGCUGCAGAUGGACUUCCUAUCACAAUUCCGCACUGUAUUGCCCGUAAAAAGAAGGACCCCAGUAAACCACUUCAGUCUACACCUUGGAUUCUACGUCCAGAAUGCCAGCAUCCAGAUAGUAAACACCAGCAAAGACAAGGACUAAAACAAGCUGAGGAGGCCCUGGCUUACAAACCAACUUCUACAGGGGAAUACAGACAGCCUACAUCACACAAACUGCUAUAUUCACACAACAGUAAUGUACGGGGACAGCUGACUGAAGUAAUCUGUCCUCAUAAGUGGACUACUAUUGACCAGACUUUACCAUAUAUAAUAGGAGAAGAGGCAUUAUACUUGAACCCAUCAGACAACUAUCGCCUUCACUGGCCGAUGCGUGGGGGACAAUUAAAUGUCCACAAUGGACCAGGAGGAACACUGACUGCUGUCAUGGCCGAUAUCGAGAUGAUAUGGGGACAGGCCAUCCAAACGUUGCUAGACAUCCCUCUGAAAGAUCUCAAGCUCUAUAAAGCUCUCCUCCUGAUACCAGAUGUGUACAACCAUCAACAUGUCAAACACAUGAUGAAUGUUUUGCUAGACAAUCUCGGCUUUGGCGCAGCAGUUGUACAUCAAGAGUCUGUGUGUGCCACAUUUGGUGCUGGGGUAGGCAGCGCCUGUGUAGUAGAUGUGGGUGACCAAAAGACCAGUGUAUGUUGUGUGGAGGAUGGAAUAUCUCAUAAAAACACAAGAAUAACAAUGGAGUAUGGAGGAAGUGACAUCACAAGGUGUUUUCAUUGGUUACUAGGGAAGUCUGGUUUCAGCCCACGUGAACUUGACCCCAGAAAUACAAUAGAUGGAUUACUACUACAGGAGUACAAAGAGUCCUACUGCCAUUUAGACCAGGACAAUUUCGGAGUGAAGGACAGGUCAAUACUGAUUAGAAAACCAGAACAGAAUAUCAUUAAGUAUGCCAUGAAAUUUGGAGAUGAGACAAUACUGGCCCCGAUGAGUCUGUUUUUCCCAGACAUGUUGGGUCUACAAGGGUCAAAUCUCAUCCAUGUUCAGAGUCGCUCAGAUGGGGACCCACAGGAUCCUCAUGACGAGUUCUUUCUCCGGCAGACCACUUCCAGGGAGGCAAAGCUUGCGAAGAAGAAAGACAAUACAGAGAUGAGUAGAGACAACUCUGAGGCCAACCUAGGACAACUGGAUGAUGCACAGGUCCAACAACAGAUGGAUGAGGACUCCAAUGAUGCUCCAGACAAUCUCCAAGUAACUGGUGACAUCAACAAGGGAACACGACGACUCGACAUUGAGGAGGAACAGGAGAUGGAGUCUGAGCCAGUAUUACAACUAAUGGGAGUAGACCAGGCCAUCCUACAAAGCAUUGACAGAUGUGGGAGUGAUGAGGUGAAGAAAAAGAUGUACAGUUGUAUCAUUGUAGUAGGAGGGGGGAUGAUGUUUGAGGAAGCCCAGCAAUGGUUACAGUACAGAGUCUGGGUGGGCAUGCCUCCUCAGUACAGACUCAUGUUAGAGACAAUGGAUGUCCUCACACGACAGAAGGACAUGGACCCAACCAUCACCUGUUGGAAAGGAGCAUCUGUAUUAGCCUGUCUGGACACAACGCAGGAACUCUGGAUCAAACAGCACGAGUGGCGUCAGUUCAGUGUUCGCAUGCUACGGGAAAGAGCUCCCUUUAUGUGGUGAUAAUCACACAGAUUCCAUUUUGAAGACAGAUAAAAGAAAGCAUCUGUUUGCCAGAUAAAAUCCAGAAUGUCACCAUUAUACAUCUGUAUGCACUGAAUCGAAAAAAAGUUGACAGAAUCUUGAGUGUACACCACAAUGAUCGAAGUGAAAGGUCAAUGAAUGUUUGGGAUAUAAUUAUUUGUUUGUUCUGAAAGAAUUGAAUUCAUGUCGUGGAUUCUUGCUCGUUACUGCUGUACUGCUGAGACUAAAACAAAUCUCACAGGUCAAGGUCACUUAGGGUUUGAUCAUGGCUAAAAUGUAUAAUUGGAUUCAAGUGCUGGUGAAACCUCAGAAGUCAAGGUCACAUGGGUUUGACUUAUAAGCUUAUUUAGUCUACAUAGUUAAAAUAGAUUAAAGCAGGGCAGAUUGUAUUAGAUCAUUCAAGCUUACAUGGUCUUUAGAGAGACUAGUCUUUUAAACUUCAAUAUUCAUCUGAAUACCAAGUCAUAUGCAAUCCUAGCUAAGAAGCAUUUUUAACACCUUUUACAGAAAAAGGAGUUAUGGAAUGUUGAUGAAUGUAAAAAAAAAUUGACAUGCAUUAUUACAAAUGUAAAGAGCUCACAGCAAUAUAAUAUUUUAAAUUGAUAUCUCUUCAGGAGUUUGACUUCCUCAGAAGGGCUGAAGAUAAUUAUUACUUUCUGUAUGCACAUUUACUUGGCACAACAUGAAGACAGAUUUUUGUUAUAAGUUUGAAUGAUACAGUAAUGUGUAAGAGUGCAAACGUAUGUGGUUUUAGUGAUACAUAAAAUAAGUGUAAAUGUGUGACACAGGAAUUAAGUGUAAAUGUGUGACACAGGAAUUAAGUGAGGAUGUGUGAUACAGGAACCAAAUGUAGAUGUGCUGUGGUUUAAAAUAUUUUGAGAGGAAGAAUGACAGAUCUGGAUGAAGAUGUUAUGUUAUGUAUGAAUUGAAAAAGAAAUGUCCAAAUAAAUUAAAUAUA